AUGGCGAAGAGUGCUGUCCACGACGUCGGCGCUCGCGCUGCUCUUCGCCGUCGCGGCCCGGUGACGAAGGACUCGACGGUUCGUCGCGUCACGGUGUCGAACGACGACGGCGACGUCCAUCUCGAGAGCUCGGGCGCGGGCUCUGAAAUCGUCCUAAAGUCUCAAAAGGUUCGCGUGGACGGCGACGUGUACUGCUACGACGGCGACGUCGGGAUCUCGCAGCGCGUCGACGGGUUGGCGGUCAAAGACACCGCGUUGAGUGGACGCAUCGAUGAUCUCAACGCCACGGACGCAGAGUUGAAAACCAAAGACGCCGAGCUGAGUGUGCACGUAGCGUCCCUGAACGCCACCGACGCCGCGCUCAAGGGCGUGGACGAAGGGUUAUCGAGCCGAAUCGACGCCUUGGUCGACGUGUACAUUCACGAGCUCAACCUCACCGAUAAGCAACUCGUCGUCACGGACGCCACCCUCGGGUCGCGCGUCGACACUCUGAACGCGACGCAGUACGAGCUCAAGGGCGCGGACGCGGGUCUGUCGAUUCGACUCGACUCGUUGGAGUCGUCGAGGAACGAGUCGCAGCGCGUGGACGCGCACGUCUCGGCGUUGAUCGCGUCUUUGAACGACACGGACGCGACGAUGAAGCGCGUGGACGAAGGGUUGGCGAAUCGAUUGGACGUGUUGAACGCCACGGAUGAUGGAUUGAAGAGUCGGUUGGAUGAUCUCAACGCCACGAAUACAGAGUUGAAAACUAAAGACACUGAAUUGACUGGACGCGUCGACGCUCUGAACACCACAGCUUUAGUUUUGACGCCCCCGAAGUGCAUGCCCCCCGGCGGGGAUAAGUUGCGCUUCGACGGCACCAACUGGUUCUGCGUGUGCGUGGACAACUGGUCCGGGACGACCUGCGAGACGCCGCCGAGCCCGCCGCCGCCGCCGAGUCCGCCGCCGCCGUACGUGACGCCACCGCCGGCGCCGCCGAUUCCACCGCCGUCGGCGCGCGAUCAAAACGUUGAUCACAGCGGCGCGCAGCCGUGGUUGCAACACGCGUAUGCAUCCGUCGUGGGUGCCAUCGAUGACCACUACACUGAGUGGUCGGCCAAGGUGAAGCCGAUCGGCUGGCACACGGCGCGUCUGGCGGAAUCCGGCGACGCCUCCGACGGCGCCGGUAACCCUGAAUUCAAGUACAUUGGCGACGGUAAGGAUGGUAAGACUGACUGGGGCUUCGGUCCGCUCGCGCCGAUUCUCACCAUCGGCGAGGCCGAUGCGAACACCGGCUACGUGCCGGUCGGCGUGCCGGACGGUCUCGGCGUCAUGCGCAAGGACAUCGACACGCUUCGCGUCAUUUUCCAAGCCGAAUCUUACGGCUACCUUUCCGGUGGUCGAUCGUGGUUUAUGCCCGUGAACGGCAACGGCGCCAAGUUCACCGGUUCGCACGUGUCGUACAUCGACUACCGCAUGCCGACCACCGCGGCUGCAUACUCCACGUCGGAUCUCACCAAGCUCUCGUACGAUUUCGCCACCACGGCGGAUUCAAACGCCGUCAGCGCGGCUCCCACCGUGAAAGAAGCUGGGUCCUUGUUCACUGAAGUCUACAACAUGAAGGGCGAAAUGGUCGUCAAGCGCGAUGGCACGAACCAAAUCACCGUGGGCGCCCACUUGGGUGACACGUCCGUCGACGGUCACUACGUUACUUCAGACAUCGCCAACGCCGAGGCGGUUGCCUCCAACGCGUGGACGUUCCACUCCUUCUGCUCGUCUCACCUCGAAGAAGCGCGACAGUGGUACGGUUCUGCCUCCGGCGUCACGUACGGCGUUGAAAACGACAUGUGGGUCACCGUUGAAGAAUGGACGGAUCUCGAUGCGACCAAGACUGCGACGCACGGCUUCGCCGGUCUCACCGCGCACGUCAUCGACAUCGCCUCGAAGAAGCUGUACGCGACCGGCGCUUUCGGUCAAGGCGGCUUCGAAAAGGUUGUCGAAUUCAACUGCGGCCACGAAGACUUUGUGUGCUUCUCUCCUUCCGGCUACAACGGCAUCUUCGGUGGCGAUGCCAUGAAGACCGCCAUCGUCGACCGACGCAAAGCCAUCGCGGCGAAGCGCCCGGAUGGCAACGACUGGGUGUACCCGCAAAACGUCGUUCCCGCGCGCAUUUACGUCGGACGCAAGGGCUACAAGGCUGACGGCACCAAGUGCGGCGCCUCGUGCACGUUCCUCGAGCGCAACGGUCUCGAGUUUGGUCAACUGUACGGCUACGCCGUGCCGACAGCCACGACUGAUCGCGACGCGUGGCACAAGGGCAAGGUGCGCACCGCAUCACCGUCAACGCACACCGUCGCUGGUAAGUGGGCGAAGAUCGCCUGGCAGUUCAACUCGUCCAAUGUGAAGAACGUCGAGGAGUCCGACAUGUUCCACUGGCAAAUCGCACCCGUUCUCCCCAGCGGAGUCACUGGCGUGUACAAGUUCUGGAACGCCAAGGGUAACGAUGCGGCUGGCGCCAAGACUGAGCACAACUCUCCAUCUCCGGUUGGUGAGCAAAAGUUCGAUACGAAGGAUUUUGGCGCAAGUGCAAGUCAAGCAUCUCAACUUGAUUGGAGUGUAUUUGAAAACUGUUCGUGGGGAAUAUGA
Molecule: messenger RNA, 2625 nt
Organism: Ostreococcus tauri
Lineage: Eukaryota; Viridiplantae; Chlorophyta; Mamiellophyceae; Mamiellales; Bathycoccaceae
Product: unnamed product
Exons: 2
Coding region: 1-2625 (874 amino acids)
Source: RefSeq, a predicted model, not a curated record